AUGUCUUAUGUCGAAGAACCCAAUCCCAAAUCUCACAAAUGCUAUCGGUACCCAUCAGGACUGUUAUUAGGACUGCUAUUGCUACUUCUUCAAUCUUCACCGAGAAGAGUCUUCCAACACAACAUCAUCCCAAGAAUAAUCGCAACAACAACCCACAACACUUCCCAUCUCACCUCUCUCAAAUUCAACCCUCUACGCGCCUUCCUCCCCCUCACCUCACGCCCCUCCACCCCUGUAUCCCUCUUCAUCGGCAUUGUGGAGGAAAUGGGCACCGUCAAGCAUCUUGGCACCUCCCCACAUGGCAGCUUCGACCUCAAAAUCACGGCUUCCACCGUCCUCCACGGUGUCAACCUUGGCUACAGCAUCGCCGUCAACGAUACGUGCCUCACCGUCACAGAAUUCGACGUCAAAGUCUUCGACUUCAUGGUGGGGCCGUCGCCGGAGACGCUUCGGAAAACCUCCCUCUCGAAAUUAGAACCCGAUACGACGGUGAACCUGGAGCGGGCGAUUAUCCAAUCGAGUCGCAUGGAUUCAAGAGAAGCAAGAACUCUAUACUCAGCUUCAAUAGAGCUCCUGGAAACUAUUGAUUGCUUCUUAGCCUUCCAAGAGAUCAAGGAAUUACCAAGAAAAAUACAAUAG
Glycine soja is the source of this 639-nucleotide messenger RNA. Its product is annotated as riboflavin synthase-like. The transcript has 2 exons. NCBI's taxonomy places the organism in Eukaryota, Viridiplantae, Streptophyta, Magnoliopsida, Fabales, Fabaceae. Bases 1 to 639 code for a protein of 212 amino acids. Gene Ontology annotation, molecular function: riboflavin synthase activity. The record is from RefSeq and is a predicted model, not a curated record. Gene Ontology annotation, biological process: riboflavin biosynthetic process.